Molecule: messenger RNA, 1638 nt
Organism: Lithohypha guttulata
Lineage: Eukaryota; Fungi; Ascomycota; Eurotiomycetes; Chaetothyriales; Trichomeriaceae
Exons: 2
Coding region: 1-1638 (545 amino acids)
Biological process (GO): regulation of transcription by RNA polymerase II
Cellular component (GO): chromatin
Molecular function (GO): DNA-binding transcription factor activity, RNA polymerase II-specific; RNA polymerase II cis-regulatory region sequence-specific DNA binding
Source: RefSeq, a predicted model, not a curated record
AUGGAUCAGUAUCAGAAUCAAAUGGCUCAAUCACAGAUUCAGUUCUACCAAUACAGGCCAGAGUCUGAGCAUAGACAUGCUGCAGUCUUUACACCCAUGCCUCAAGAGCACCAGCAGCCAGUAUACCACCAGCACAUGAUGGCAUACCCACCAGCUCACUAUACUGCUCCUCAAUACUGGCAACCGCCGCCACAAAUGCAGCGAGGUCAUUUCACACCUCAAAGGAUCACGACACCACACGGCUCACCACCAUUGACUCUAUCGGUCCCAGCAUUGAAGAUGAUGGAUUACAGUGGUCAUAUGGAUCACAUCCGAUAUUUCAAUUCACCUUCCCCACCAACACCAUGUCUUUCUGCUUGCCCAAGCACUGCCAGCAGUCCACCAGCAAGCAGCUUCCAGCAUACACCCACCCACCACGGUUACUUCAAUCUGCCAAUCAAACAUACAAAGGAAGAUCUGCAGGUUCAGAACUUCAUUUUGCAGGAGACAUGGGAAGAACCAACUCAAGUGCACAUCUUUCCCGACGCAGUCAGUGCCAAGAUCGCUUCCGGCUGCACUUCCCCUGCGCUUUCUUCGGCAUCUCCAGCGUCACAAGCUUCAUCAGCACCUGUUGCGGAAUUUGUGAACUUGAGAGAUCUUACUUCCGGCUCAUUCUCUCCAUCGUCCAUUGUGGCUACUGUUACUACCACUGUUUGUCCACCGUUGCCAACUUUGUCAACAGAGGACGAAGAACACAAACUUACGUUCGGUGGUGUUGCUACUCUUCUUGUUUCUUCCCAGGAUAAGUGUGACGGCUCAUUCACUGUAGAAAAUCCUUCCUUCGAGUCCUCCUUCUGCUCCGAAUUCGAUUCAGAGGACGAGUUCAGCUUCGUUAACUUCGGUGAAAGUGAAGCCGCUUACCACACUGAGAAAAAAGUGAGACUGACCGUCGAAGAGGAAGAAUUCGACAUCCGCAGCCUUAGCAGCUUUGAAGAGGAGGAUUGCGCUCAAGUCGGACUUCCGUCACCACCAUCGUCUCUGUUUGACGACGCUUGCUGCGGCAAGUCACACGGAAAGAAGAUGUCACGGGGUAGCGUCAACUUCGACUUUGACGAAGCUCACAUCAUGAGCCAUAGUGAAGGUCAACAAGCCUCAAGCGUUGCCCACUCAGAAGAUGCCUCUGGCAAUGCUCAGUCCAAUGGUAUCGAUACUGCUGCUUCAACUCCCCAGCCUUCAGGUGGUUCGACCAACAGACGAGGGCGCAAGCAGUCGUUGACAGAAGACCCAAGCAAGACAUUUGUAUGCAACCUCUGCUCUCGUCGAUUCCGCCGACAAGAACACCUUAAGCGCCACUAUCGAUCUCUUCACACCCAGGACAAACCUUUUGAAUGCAAUGAAUGUGGAAAGAAGUUCAGUCGAAGCGACAACCUUGCUCAGCAUGCUCGGACACAUGGUAGCGGUGCUAUCAUUAUGGGCGUGCUCGAAAAUGGUGAGCUUCAACCUCGUCUUCCUUUCGAUGAUGAGAUGGGUCAAGUUCUGUAUGAGGCUGCUCAAAGAGCCGCUGCCGCUUCGUCAAGUAGUGGCAGCUCCUCAGAUUCUUCGUCGUCCGAGGGCAAGCGAGGUAUGAAGAAGCGCAAGCGAGAUGACUUGUCCUUGUGA